Messenger RNA from Medioppia subpectinata, 672 nucleotides. The record is from the annotation of a GenBank genome assembly. Lineage: Eukaryota; Metazoa; Arthropoda; Arachnida; Sarcoptiformes; Oppiidae.
GUGAUCGCCGAUGAGUUGCGCUUUUUGAAACUCAAUGGCGGCGACUCUGUGGUCGAAGUGACCACUUUUGGCAAGAGUUUGCCCGAACUCAGGGACAUGUCUGUCAAGUCGGGCGUUAACAUCAUAGCCGGCGCCGGCUUUUACGUACAGAGCGCUAUGCCUUCCCAUGUUGUCCAAUACACGACUGAACAGAUUUACGACGAGAUUAAGUCUGAUCUAUUGGUGGGCGUGAAUGGCAUUAAGUGCGGUGUUAUCGGCGAAAUAGCCAGCGAUUGGCCGAUCAAUCCGUUCGAGAGGCGAGCGCUGGUGGCCACGGCUCAGGUGCAGCGCGAGCUGAAUGUGCCGGUGAUCUUACAUCCGGGCCGUAACGCCGACGCACCCAAAGAGAUAAUGCGGAUACUUCUGGAGGCCGGCGGUCGGGCCGACAAGACUGUUAUGUCUCAUUUAGACCGCACUCUUAAUGACAACGAAUUGCUAGAGUUCGCAGAAAUCGGUUGUUUCAGUGAAUUUGAUUUGUUUGGCAGCGAAUGCUCUUAUUAUGAAUUAAGCGACGCUUUCGAUAUGCCUAACGACGCGACAAGAAUUAGACGAUUAAAACUACUGAUUGACCACGGAUUUGGUCAUAGGAUCACAAUUUCGCACGACAUCCACACCAAACACCGACUCGUAAUU